UACACAGAUAAGGGUGGAGGCAAACUGUAGAUGAUGUACAUUUUUAUACAGUAGAUGGCAGUAUGCACUAAAAUUCGCGAUUAAUAAAAAAAAAAAAAAAACGAAGAACUUUAACGCGCAUGCGCAGAUAGCUACCCGAUCGCGACCGUCUCUCACGUGACUGCAUCACGUCACUUCCUUCAAAGGCUUUACGCUUAUAAACGCAAGAGAUUCAGACAUAAAAAUUCACUAUUCUUCGAUGUCUUUAGGUUGAUUAAUAUUUUUUUAUGUCAGAAUCUACCACAUAAAUCACUCUUGCGGCAUCGUGACUCAAGUGGGGGCGGUGCUCUACGCGCAUGCGCAGAACCAAUCGCGGCUUGCCUAAGAUUUAUUCAUGAUUAAAUAAAGUCUUAAGGUUUUCUUUUUGUGUACACAUGAAUUGCUUGGAUCAGGGUGUACCUCAGAUGCCCUACCGAUUAAAAAAAAUACAUUUUAAAUGUAUUUCGAUCAUUGAGUCUCUCACAUAUAUGUCUAUAUCUCCCGUCAUCGCUCGGGAGAAAAUGGCGUCGAUCUGGGCGUGCGCAGUAGCAACCGUCACAAUCGAUGCACCCGUCACGAUCGGGUAAUGACAACAACAACUGGUGUCAGAAGUGGGAUAAACAGCAAACUUCAGUGAGUAAAUCCGGCCAAGGGAAAAUUAAUCUGGCGAAUCCUGACCCAAUCAAAAGCAUCGGAAAAAAAAAAAAAAAAAAAAAAAAAGAAGCUAUAACUCGUCUGUGGCAUUGGCGGAGCUAACGCUAAUACGCUAACGUCAAGUGAUCGCCGCACACACUAGUGCAACUUCCGGUCCGCUCCUUCAAAAUAAGAGCGAAACCGGAAGUACAUCACAAAAUAGACAUUUGAAAGUGAAAUCAAUAAAAAACGAAGAAAGAUCGUCAUAAAAAUGACUGAGGAAUUUGGAGGUGCUACAGCAAGCAAUCCAGAGGCAGAUACAGCUCCAAAAUGGUUACAAGCUUUGUUGGAGAAUCAAAAUCAACAAACAAGGGAUUUUCAAAUGAUGUUGGCCCCCGUCCUGUCUCACAUAGCCAACACAUCAUCUGCUCAACAACCUGCAGCAGAACUCAGGAGUGCUAGUGGGGAGGAGAGCAACGCCUUAAUGACCUCUACUAGGGAGAGACGCCCACCUGAACCGAGCACAUCUUCUGGCCAAACGACUCGACCAAAACAUCGUGCUCCCUUUGCAGCCGAAUUGGAGGUGAUUGAUCAAAGAGCCCGGAGUUCAGGCCCCUCCAGACGGAAUGCAGCUCUUGAAACUGAUAGCGGGCGCAGAGAAAAUAGAGAGACUGAGCGUGAAACUCAACACACGCUAGGCUAUCGUGAUGAAAGCAGACAAAAUAAUUAUGGAGUUCAUGCUAACACCUUGCCAGAAGUGCAACGGGCAAAAUUAGCCACAUUUGAUGGAAAUGAGGACUGGGAGUCGUUUCUGAUGCCAUUCGAACGUCAAGCCAGGAAAUAUGGAUGGAGUGCCAUGGAACGAGUGGACAGAUUACAUGAGUGUUUGAGAGGAGCUGCAGUGCGCUAUGUUUGCUCACUACCAGAGCGUACGAGGGAAGAUUAUGUACUUCUGGUCGAGCAACUCACUCAACGCUUUGGGAAAAUAGAUCCUCCGACAACAAUAAGGAGGAAGCUUGGAGAGCUCCGACAAGGCAGAGAGACGUCAGCUGAAUUUGCUGAAGAGGUGCGACGGCUCAUCACACUCGCCUACCCAGGGGUCGAUCUGCAGCUGCAGGACCAGUUGGCCACUGAUGUUUUCCUCAAGGGCUUACGCAACCAAAAAGUUGCUUAUGAAGUAAUGAAUCGUGAUCCGGGUUCCCUUGUGGAAGCCCAGAAAUUUGUGGAGGCCCACGAACAUAACUUCAAAGCUACUGUGGGCCGCGACCCCGAAAUAAAGAACCGAGCAAGACGCGUUUCAUGGGUCGAUGAAGAAGAUACAUGUGAAGAUGUAUCAACAAUGUCCCGCCGAAUUCAAACCCCGCAGUAUGUUACCGUUGACCAGUUCACUGCUCUAAUGGACCAAAUGAAAGCCCUUGUUAACAAAGUGGAUCAUCUCCAGCUUCAAGUGGAAAAUCUCUCAUCUACAACUACAGGGCUUCAACAACCAAAAGCAUCCCAACAACCCAUAUCUGGAAUAAAACCGAACUACCAACUGCUGCAAUCCAAUAGAGGACGCUCUCAAACACCAAGCCCAAAUCGUGGAUCAGCAGGCCCAUGUUUCAGGUGUGGGGAAGCUGGACAUUUCAGAAAAGACUGUGUUAGGCCAUCCAGCCCAGCCCGUAACCACGGUGACAAACACCAAGACUUCCAGGUGCAGUCAGGUGACAGCUCAGUUGUGGACGACGAUUUCCAGCUACAAGGCCGGCAGAUUGGAUGCACCAAGAGGAGAGGUGAGAGUUUACAAAUUCCUCUAACCGUGAAUGGCAUUCCAACGCAAGCUGUGGCAGACACUGGUGCACAAACAACUGUGAUAUCAGAGGAGUUGUACCAAAGAAUACUGGAAAACAACACAACACCUGUCGAUCUACCUCAGACAUACCUACUGAGCGCAGGAGUCGGGGAUGGAAUGGAAGCUAAGCACGGACUCACAGUAACCUUUAAAAUUGGGUCCAAGUCUAUUGCCUGGGAGGUGCAUGUUGCUUCAAUAAGAGACUGCGUACUCCUUGGGUUGGAUCUGAUGAAAGCACAUGACGUUGUCAUCUAUACCCGUGGCAAAGUUUUCAUUGGUGGUGAACUUGUACCUUCAAAAAUUGUGCGUGAUGAUGGUACAGACUAUUGUAUGACCAGAGUGAUGCUUGGAAAAGCCACAACCAUUCCAGCGGCAUCUGAAUGCAUUGUGUGGGGUGAAGUGGAAGACCCGAAAUCAGGAAUUACAGCUGUGUUAGAACCUUUCCACAUCACAGAUAACUUAACUUCUGGGAGUGUUCUGGUCACCAUGGCAGAAAAAGUUCCAGUUAGAGUGUGCAAUUUCUCCACUGAAAAAACAGCACUAUCAAGAGGAGUUUGCCUGGGGGUUCUCAUAGAAGCUUGUCCUGAAAUCCACCAUAGGCCAAAACAGGAUGCCGGAGAGGACGCACCAUCACUGGUGGUCGGAAGAGUGGCAACCAUCCCUGAAAUUCCAAGACAUCUUCAGAACCUAGUUGCUGCUACAAGUGAAGCUCUCAGUGAAGAUCAGCAACAACGCUUCACCCAAUUGCUGCUCACUUACCAAUCCAUCUUUGCCAAAAAUGAUUCCGAACUUGGCUACCUGUCUGCCGUCACACACAAGAUAGACACCGGAUUAGCCAGACCUGUACGCCAGCCAGUGAGGAGAACCCCUCUUGGAUUUCAAGGUGAGGAGGAAAAACAUCUGAAGGCCAUGCUGGAAGCAGGUGUGAUCACGGCAUCAGCUUCUGAAUGGGCCUCCCCAGUAGUCUUGGUGCGUAAAAAAGAUGGAGGGGUGAGGUGGUGUGUGGACUACCGUGCCUUGAACAAUCUGACAGUCAAGGACGCUUAUCCACUUCCCCAGAUUGAGGAAUGUCUCGAUGUCGUCGGUGGAGCUACUAUGUUCUCAACCCUUGACCUUCAGUCUGGCUACUGGCAGAUCUCGGUGGAUAGCAAAGACCGUGAAAAGACUGCAUUCAUAACCAAAUGGGGUCUCUAUGAAUAUACUCGUAUGCCAUUCGGAUUGUGUAAUGCGCCAAGUACAUUUCAGAGGGCAAUGGAAUAUGUCCUUAGAGGCCUUCAGUGGGAAACUCUUCUCAUUUAUCUGGAUGAUGUCAUUAUUAUUGGAAAUGGUGUUGAACAAAGUUUAGACCGGCUCGAGCAGGUUUUUCAGAGGUUCCAAAGCCAUGGGCUGAAACUGAAGCCAUCAAAAUGCCAUCUGCUUCAAGAAGAAGUUCUCUUCUUGGGUCACGUCGUGAGUGGAGGAGGAGUCCGACCAAACCCAGCUCUCAUCAAAGAUGUUCAACAAUGGAACCCUCCCAACAACGUUAAAGAGUUGCAAGUUUUUCUCGGACUAUGCAACUACUAUCGCAAGUUUGUUCCAAAUUUUGCAGAACUGGCAAGCCCCCUCCAUAACCUUCUCAAAAAAGAGACUGUGUUCCUAUGGACGGAUAAGCAUCAGUUUGCUUUCACACUGCUCAAACAAAGACUCACAACUGCACCCGUGUUAGGGUAUCCUCAUCCUGACGGCAAGUUUAUUCUUGAUACUGAUGCAUCCAGCAACAGUGUAGGAGCAGUCUUGUCUCAAAUCCAAUCGGGGGAGGAGCGAGUUUUGACUUACGCUAGUAGCCACCUUUCUCCAGCUCAACAACGGUACUGUGUUACUCGCCGCGAGUUACUUGCAGUUGUUCGUUUCACUCGUCAAUUUCGCCACUAUCUACUUGGAAGAAAAUUCCUACUUAGGACCGAUCAUGGUAGUCUCACUUGGCUUUUCCGUUUCAAAUGCCCGGAAGGACAACUGGCCCGUUGGCUUGAAGAGUUGAGCCAAUAUGACUUCCACAUUGAACACCGAGCUGGUAAACGCCAUGCUAAUGCAGACGCCAUGUUAAGGUUGCCAAGAGAAGAGGUGGACAAUUGUGACUGCUACCAGGCUGGAACAAACCUAUCAGAUCUGCCAUGCAAAGGAUGUGUAUACUGCCAAAGAAUUCACAAACAAUGGGCCAAAUUUGAAGAAGACGUUGAUUAUGUUGUUCCACUAGCUGUCAGGUGCAUUGAACCACAAAGUGACACAAUCAGCCAGGAGGCAUCAAUAGAAGACCAACUAUCUGAAACAAGCCCAGUGGCCAACUGGCUCGAGUCGUUUACUCCGGAGCAACUCGCAGCACUUCAGAAAGCAGACCCUGUGCUUAACAUCCUUUACAAUUGGAAGCAAACUGGGACACUGCCUUCUAAAGACGAGGUAAUGCUUGAGUGUCCUGCGGUGAGAAAGUUUUGGCUUUGUUGGCCCCAGGUCACACUGAGACAAGGAGUCCUUCACUAUUCCUGGGAGAGGAUUGGAGAACAGCAACCAGCCUAUCUACUCUUGGUUCCCGCAUCCAUGCAGAAAGAAAUCCUGCAGUUCUGCCACAAUCCUCCAUAUUCCGGUCACCUAGGAGAAGCCAAAACUCUUGAGCGUGUGCGUCAAAAUUAUCACUGGUAUGGCUUGAGUGGGGAUGUUCAUCUGUUUGUCAAGAGGUGUCUCCAUUGCAGUGCAUGCAAGAAUGCCGGACCAGCAAACAGAGCAAAGAUUCAAAGUUACCAAUGUGGAGCACCCCUAGAUCGGUUGCACCUUGACAUUCUCGGGCCAUUCCCUGUGUCAAACUCUGGUAACAGAUACAUUCUUGUCAUUAUCGAUCAGUUUACCAGAUGGGUCGAAGCCUUCCCUGUCCCUGACCAAGGUGCUGAAACGACAGCCAAGAAGCUUGUCUACGAGUUUAUUGCAAGGUUUGGAGCUCCACUUGAGCUACACACAGAUCAAGGUCGUAACUUCGAAAGUGCGCUGUUUCAAAAUGUGUGUAGACUUCUCCAGAUUACCAAAACCAGGAGCACACCGUAUCACCCAUCUUCUAACGGGCAAGUAGAACGCUUCAAUAGGACCUUGCUACAAAUGCUUCGGUGUUAUGUGAACCAGAGCCAGAAAAACUGGGAUGAGCAUUUGCCACUUCUCGCUGCAGCAUACCGCAGUUCCCGACACUCAGUGACUGGAUACACUCCCAAUAGACUAAUGCUUGGCAGGGAAACCCACCAACCCCAAGAUAUCCAAUCUGGUACUGCGAAGCUGAACACCGGUCCCAUGGAAGUGUCAGAUUUCCUGUACAAUCUGGAAGAAGGUUUGAAUGAAGUGCACAGCUUGGCGAGAGAGCACCUCCGCACUGCACAAGCACGGCAGAAAAAGAUGCAUGAUCUUAGAGCAAGAGAGCAUUCAUACAAUGUUGGAGACCUGGUAUUCCUUAAGGAUGACACCAAGAAGAAAAGAAUGAGCCCAAAACUUCAACCAAUUUGGAAAGGUCCCCUUAUUGUUGCUGCACGGCGAGGUCCUGUCCUGUAUGAGAUUCAAGGUCCCAAGCGGAGCAUCAUAAUACACCAUGACAGACUCAAGCCUUACAACAGUGACGUGAUACCAGUCUGGGUGUCGCGCCAAAGAAGCUUACUGCUGCAACGUCAAGAUACAGACAACCAGACGAGUGAAGAGGACGUUCCCCUGGUGCCGGAAAUACUGAUGCAAGACAACUCAAACAAAGCGGCUGAGGACUCGAGUGAGCUGUCCAAAGGUUCGUGUGACGCAUCUACUCCCAGCGACCCAGCAUGCCAGAUGACAAGACGAGGUGAUAUAGACUCAUUAGAAAAGACUGUUAGAACAUCCAGUGGUCGCGUUGUUAAUAGACCAAAAAGAUUCAAGUAUUAGCAAUGCAUAGCACUACGCUAAUGGUUCUAUUUGUUUCAGUUAAUGUUAUUCCACUGUUGAUAAUGUUGCAAUUUCAUAGUCCUUAGUUAUUCCUCUAUACACUGCCUGCGAUACUGAAGGGACUCAGUAUUCCUAGAGGGGGGGGUAGUGUAGUGAAGUUGGGGUUAAUAAGCCUAUGGUAACCUUCUGUUAUUGUUUUGAUUUUUACGAGCCGCUUAUGGUCAUUGAACGCAGCCUCGGUAUAUAACUGGCUGGCAUCGCGAGACUCGUCGUUCGUUUUUUCUGUUGUUGCACGGUUUUCACGGCUCGCUGCCCGGAUACGCUAAAACGCUGUCCGUGCCUGAGCUAGAAGCCAGCACAACUCAUACGAGAACCAUCAGUGACGUUGUACGUGACUAACCUGUGCUGAAGAGGAAUAAAAGUCGCAAGUGAGAUCCCUUUGUUGUGCGAAUCUGUUCACCCACGCCGCGCACAUCCGCCAUCACGGAAGGCGGCAGCACGACAAUAUAUUAUUAGAUUAGUCGACUAAUCGUAAAAAUAGUCGGCUGACUAAUCAAGAGGAAAUUAGUCAUUUGGGACAGCCCUAGUUAUGACACUUAAAGAGUUGUCAGUCUACCUUAAAAAAAAAAAAAGUCCACAUUAACCCCAUGAGAAACCACCCACGCACCACCUGAUCUUCCAACAUGACAAUGAUCCAAAACCCACAGCCAAGCUGACCGAGGAAUGGCUGGGUAAAGAGCAUAUCAAGGUUCUGGAGUGGCCUAGCCAGUCUCCAUAUCUCAACCUAAUAGAAAAUCUUUGGAUGGAGCUGAAACUUAAAACCUAUCAGAUCUAGAGAAGAUUUGUGUGGAGGAAUGGGCCAAAAUCCAUGUUUCCAUAUGUGAAAGCAUCUAGCCUCUGUAAUUGCUUCUGCACUAUACAUUAGCACUGAUUUUCUCAGGGGUACAAAUACUUAA
Corythoichthys intestinalis (scribbled pipefish) is the source of this 7356-nucleotide messenger RNA. RefSeq lists its product as uncharacterized. Gene Ontology annotation, molecular function: aspartic-type endopeptidase activity; nucleic acid binding; zinc ion binding. Lineage: Eukaryota; Metazoa; Chordata; Actinopteri; Syngnathiformes; Syngnathidae. The coding region runs from base 923 to 6400 and encodes 1825 amino acids. Gene Ontology annotation, biological process: proteolysis; DNA integration. The transcript has a single exon. The record is from RefSeq and is a predicted model, not a curated record.